Cavia porcellus (domestic guinea pig) is the source of this 17880-nucleotide messenger RNA. Its product is annotated as interferon-inducible double-stranded RNA-dependent protein kinase activator A-like. Gene Ontology annotation, biological process: regulation of regulatory ncRNA processing; siRNA processing. Gene Ontology annotation, cellular component: nucleus; RISC complex; RISC-loading complex. The record is from RefSeq and is a predicted model, not a curated record. NCBI's taxonomy places the organism in Eukaryota, Metazoa, Chordata, Mammalia, Rodentia, Caviidae. Gene Ontology annotation, molecular function: siRNA binding; double-stranded RNA binding.
ACCUCUCCAGAAGGGGAGCUGGACUUUUAGGCAUAACUUAAAGGAAUGGUGAAGAGAAAGUUAUUCCAGUUACAGUUUAAGGAAGACAUUAUUUGGUGACUGUUUUUAUGGAAGUAUGAUGCCUGGAAGGACAGAAUUGGAGAAGGAUAAGGAGACAUGUACCAAUGUCCAGCAGUAGGCUGGUUUUUACCUCUCAUCAUGAUUACUCAGGGCUGCUCUGUGGAGAUUGUGGAAGUAAUAGCAGGUAAAUGUAGUUGUUGAGCUCUUCUUGGAGGCUUGAGAAUCAGACUUAAGGUCUGUUUCUUUUAAUGCUGCAACAAAGGCAGCCACUUUCUACUGGUCUCUCUUUGGCCUCCUGCUCAUCACAGUUAUCAAAUACUGAGGAGGCACUUUUUACUAAAGUAUCAUGUGAACUAUCUGGAGCAAAAGCUAUCUUUUAUAACUUUUCCCUAAUAUUUGAAAUUGACUGAGUAAUAAACAUAUCUUUAAGCAAAAUCUGUCCUAUCAAAUCAGGAUCUAGGGACAUAUGUUUUAUUAGUGCCUAUAAUAAAUGAUCUAAGAAGUCAGAAGGUUUUCUCUCUACUGAAAAAUAACUGUCAAUUUAAAAUAGCAGAAGGCUUGGUUUUUGUCCUUCUUAGACCCUUAGAAGUACACACUUGAAAAUGUCUCCUGCUCCAAUCUUGUUGCUAGGCCAGUAGGAGUCUUGGGUGGGAACUGCUUGUACGUGAAAACUGGGGGUUCCCCAGGCUGUUGAUCUUCUGACUGUCUAAAAUUAACAAUAUAAUAUUCAUCUCCAAAUGCAAUAGCAGCUUGUAAUGCUGUUUGUGUCUCAUUAGAAGUCAAUGUUUGAUUUAAGUGUAACAUUACAGCUUUCCAAUCUAGCUCAUAGCUCUAAGUAAGUCAUCUAAGGACAUUGAUGUACUUUAUCAGAGUCAUCUGAAAAUUUUGCAGAAAUGUUUUUUAAUCUGUUUUAAGUCACUGAGAGAAAAUGGCACAUGAAUUCCAGAAGUUCCAAAUUGUCCAUUUACUCCCUGUCAAGGAUACUGUCCUUGAGGAGCUUGCAUAAACUCAGCUAAGGAUGGGUAUGUCCCUGUGGAGGCCUGAAUUACAGCUGGUCUAGAAGCCUCUUCCUUAAGAUUGGAAGGGCAGGUAGGGGAAACCUUAGGUUCAGUAAUAGUGAGUGUGGUUUUAAUUAAGGCUGUCUUGUUCUCAAAUUCCAAAGUUUAGGGAAGAACAGUCUCAGGCUCCAGAGUAGUAAAUGCUUUAAGGGCCUGAGGUACUUGGUUUUCCUGUGGCUCAUAUUUACAUUUAGAAUAUCAAUAAAGAAUAUUUCUCAAUGCAGAGAAAGUCUAAACAUAAGACAAUUCUGACCAUUUCCCCCUCUUUUUUAUAGUAUGCCUCUAGUUGUAAAAUAGUAAAAUAUUGCUUUUGUUCAUUGAAGAGGGCAUAUGUAAAAACAUGAGUUGGAAGUAAAGCAGUUCUUUGUACUGUGAAGGAGAUCUCCUGAGAUACAGGCAACAAAUAACUUGGGGAAUUCUGCCCUGGGCCCUAGGGCAAAGAAGUCUCUAAGACACUUAUGUCAUCCAUCUCUACCUAGCUAACCUUUCCUAGCAACAGGACAAUGCUAUGCUUUAUUUAAAUUUUUAUGUUUUUGAAGCUCACAGUGUAAAUAUAUUAUCUAGCAAUCACAUUUUAUGUUAGCAAAGGCACACCACUUUUCUAUGCACACAUGAAAGGGCUGAGUAUUUACUCUUAGUUAACAUAUGUAAAGCAUAAAUGUAAAUCAUUUCCCUAGUUUGCUGUGAAAUGUAAACAAUUGUUGCUAGCUGCCUCCACCUAUCUCUGAAGGGAAAAGUAGGCUAGGUGAUUUUAAAAUCCACUAAAAAGCUUUAGGAGAGUUUCUAAUCUACUAGUAGAGAUAUAAUUAUGAUAGAUAAAUGGAGAUUAAUCUCUAGCUGGGAGCCAGUAUCUACUGAGGAACCUUUGGGUGUCUUAGCCAUGACACCUCAGUACUUUUCAGUUUCUAUUGGGCCAGAGGUUGUACUCCAGAAUCUAGCUGUCUGUCUGGUCAACAUUCAUUGGCCAUUGACUUCAAUGGGGAUUCACCAAAGAGAUGCUAAGGAAACCUGACCUAUUCUUUAAGAAUGGAAGCUGCUCUAAGAGUGUUUAAUUAGCUGGCAGAGUAACCAUUGUUUGCCAGAGUUCUAUAAGGGAUAGUUAAAGGCCUGAGCAAGGACAGUAUAUCUUUGGUAAAUUUGUUAUUUAUGUUUUGAACUGAUUUGGUUAGAAUUUUCUGGUUUUUCCCACUCAAAUCCCUGUUUGUUUGAUAAAUCUAUAAAAUUUGGGAUUGUGUUCUCUUUGAACUUCUCUCUUCUUUAAACAAUUCAUAGAAUUCUGCUACCUGGUAUCUGUUUUCCUUUCCAUUGGUGCCCUUUAGAUUUGCCUUGGGAGAGGUUAGAGAGACUUCCAUUACCUUGUUUUCUCAUGUUCAUUUGUGUAAAUAUAUUUAAAUAUGCUUUCUACCCUUUGAAGCUGAGAGUUGAGGUCUAGUAGAGUGAGGAGAGAUUGCAGUGUAUAUGAAGAUCUUUUUGGUCAUAUUUUGACUUCUGAUGAUACAUUUGCUACUUUACUUGUCAACAGAUAGUAUUCACCUCUUUGGCUAUUUAGUUUAAAUGCUUUGGACUCUGAAACUUUGUUGUGAGGAAUAAAUUACUACUGGUUAUAUCAGCAUCAACAGAUCUAAUCAUACAUUUUAUUUAUUUAUUUAUUUGGUGCUGAGGAUCGAACUCAUGAUCUCACACUUGCUAGGCAGGUGCUUAUGCCAUUUAGCUAAAUCCCUGGCAAGACCCUACAUUUAUAUUCCUCUCCUUUAUAACUUGUGCUGUAUGUUAUUAGUAAUCUUUUUACUGGGUUUUGGGGUCCUGGAGUCUCCUUCUGCAGGUGGUUUCUAGGUUCUUUUCCAUCUCAAACAGAAAAUUGAAUGAUGUAAGCAAAAAUGUUGGCAAAGUUUUAUAUUCAUUUGAGGCAGGAAAACUUAAAGAGAAAAAAUUAAAAAUGAAGGAUAAGGGAGAAGCUUUCUCUGCAGAGUCAGUUUGGGUCAAGUAAAAAUAAAAAAUAACAGGAAAAGGAGAAAUAAAAGUACACCAUAGAGAAUAUAACGAAGGCUAAUGGGGGGUGGCAUGUUAGCAAGAUCUACAUGGCAUCUUGUCUUUUUAGUCAUGCCACACAUUGUGGGUUCUUGGAAGAGGUCCAUAUAUUAAGUUCUGAGAAUUUUUUUUGCUUAUGUGUCCUUUUAUCUGGUCAUCCCUCCCUUCCCAACCAGUCUAAAACAUGCCAUAUUUUCAUAUCUCAGUCUGAGAUGUGGAGGGAGAAAGCUGAGAAACAGAUGGAAGGAUGUGUGAAAAGCAGCAUGUAAGCAAGUAGAGGGAAAAGUAAAUAAUAUUACUAGGUUAAAAAUUGGGUGAAGGUCAGUUCUGUUGGAGAUCUUUUGUAUUUGGGUUGUGCAUUUAGUGUUGAGGAUUUUGAGAAGAACUUGUGGAGCACAGGAUAUUAAAGAAGAGAUAUAUAAUUUGACAUUGAGAAUAGCUACAGAGUCAUCAGAACUUGUUGAUAUAAUUGUGUACUUAUAAGGUGGAGAAGGUGCAAGAGAAGACAACAGACUAGGUAAGAUAAGGAAGAGCCAAAAGAAUAGAGCAGCUGGGCAUGGUGGCACAUAUUUGUAAUCCAGCACUGGGAAGGCUGAAAGGAGUACUACUGUGAGUUAGAGAUCAGCCUCAUCUACAUUAGUGAAUUCAAGACCACCAACAUGGUGUUCUGAUAGGGGAUCUAGAGAGGGUGCCUGCUGGGGCAGGCAUGGGGGGCUAAGUGGAGCCUCAGGUGGUCCUGCGGCAUAAGACAGAGACUUGGAGGAUGGGGAUUUAGUUCAGCGCCAUAAGCAUCUGCCUGGCAAGCGCUAGGUUGUGAGUUCAAAGUUCAAUCCCUGGUACCAAAAAAAAAAAAAAAAAAAAAAAGACUGGAAUUGUUUGGCACAGCAUUAGUAUUUCAGCCAGGGAUUUAGCUCAAUGGCAUAUUUGCCUGCCUGAUAAGCUUGAGAUCACAAGUUUGACCCCUGGUACCAAACAACAACAACAAAGACAGAGACUUGGGUUGGCCCAGGUCUCUGGUGAUCCAGGCAGGAGCAGGUGGCUGCACUGACUCAGUGAACACCAUUCCUUUGUUCAUCCUCUCUUUUCCCAGAGUUGGGGAGUGAGGAGGACAAGCUUUCCCUGCUCUUGUUGAACACUGGUGAAGAUGCUGCAGGUGCAGCUUCUUCUGUAUUUGGAGAGGGGAUAAUGGGGAAAAGAGGCCCAUCUGUCCAGUCUUUCCUGGGAGACCAGUCUCUGAAAUGCUCUUUGGUUCCCUCUGGGAGUUUGGGAAAUUCUUAAAAUAGCUACUCCCCAGAUGAGUGGGAUUGGGGGCAGUGUGGAAUGGGCUUAACAGAGCCAUUUCCUCUUUUUAAACUAUCCAGAUAUUUGGUUUAAUCUACAUAUAUGUUCUUUAAAAUUAAUUUUUUUGUAUCAAGUGUAAGUUCCCUUAUACCCUUUUCUGGUACUUGUAUUUUCAGUAAAUCUUCCGAGUAUCUGUUUUGACUCUUCCUCUAAUCAGCCAUAUUGGAUUUUGAAUUCAUAUUCUUUAAGUUGAUAUAACCUACACAUAGAGAGCAGCAAAAAUUGUUUUUUUAUAGAGGUACUAGGAAUCAAACUCAGAGCCUUAGUCCUUUUUAUUUUUAAAUUUUGAGACACCUUCUCCCUAAGUCACUUAAGUUGCCCAGUGUGGGUUCAAACUUGUAAUUGUCCUGUCCUCAGCUUCAGAGUCCUUGGAUUACAGGUGUGUACCUCCAUGCCCAGCCAAAGCAAAAACUUUAAAAGUACUGAUUAAUGAAUGCAAAAGAGUUGAAAUUAUCCCAUGCAUGUUAUCAGACAAUAAUGCCAGGAAACUAGAAAUUAAUGAUAAAAGAAAUUGCAAAAAACCCACAAACACAUGGAAAUUCAAUAAUACACUAUUGAGCAAUCAAUGUGUCACAGGGGAAAUUAAAGAAAUUAAAUAAUACCUGCAAGCAAACAAAAAUACAAAUACAACUUACUGGAAUCUGUGGGAUGCAAUGAAAGUGGUCCUCAGAGGAAAAUUUAUUGCACUGAGAGCCCACAUCAGGAAAACAGAACGAAUACAAAUAAAUAACCUGAUACUAUACCUCAAACAUCUAGAAAAAAAAGAGCAAGUCAAGCCCAAAGCCAAAAGAAGGGAGGAAAUUAUAAAAAUCAGAGCACAAAUUAAUGCAAUAGAGACUAAGAAAACAAUCCAAAGAAUGAAUGAAUCAAAGAGUUGGUUCUUUGAAAGAAUAAAUAAAAUUGAUAAGCCCCUAGCCAACCUUAUUUAAAACAGGAAAGAAAAAACUCAAAUUCAUGCAAUAAGGAAUGAAAAAGGUGAAAUCACUACAAACUCUGUGGAAAUACAGAAGAUCAUCAACACCUAUUUCAGAAACCUGUACUCAGAGGUUCAAUAACACAGAAGAAAAGGACAGAUUCCUAGAAUCCUAGAAGUACAAAAGCUGGGUCAAGAAGAUGUAAAACUGCUGAAUAACCCAAUUUCUAUUAAUGAAAUUGAAAAUGUAAUUAAAUCCUUACCUACAAAGAAGAGCCCAGGCCCAGACAGAUUCACUGCAGAAUUCUACAAGACAUACAAAGACUUAAUGCUGACACUACUCAAACUCUUCAAGGAAAUUGAAAGGGAAGCAAUCCUUCCUAAGUCAUUCCUGAAAGCAAAUACUACUCUAGUACUAAAACCUGACAAAGACUCAAGUAAAAAAAGAGAACUACAAGCCAGUCUCCCUAAUGAACAUAGCAACAAAAAUCCUCAAUAAAAUAUUGGCCAACAGGAUGCAACAAAUCAUCAAGAAGAUUAUAUACCACAAACACGUGGGAUUCAUCCCAGGCAUGCAGGGAUGAUUCAACAUACGUAAGUCAAUAAAUGUAAUCCACCAUAUCAAUAGAGCCAAAAGUAAGACUCAUAUGAUCAUUUUAUAAAUGCAGAAAAAGCUUUUGAUAAGAUCUAACACUCAUUCAUGAUAAGAGCCUUAUAAAUAUUGGAAUAGAUGGUCUUUACCUCAAUAUAACAAAGGCCAUUUAUGACAAACCAUCAGCCAGCAUCAUAUUUAAAUGGCCCAAAACUGAAGGCCUUUACCUUAAAAUCAGGCACAAGACAAGUAUGUCCCUUAUCACCAUUCCUAUUCAACAUAGUACUUGAAAUUCUAGCCAGAGAAAUUAGACAAGAGAGAGAAAUAAAAGGGGUAAAGAUACGGAAAGAAAAAGUUAAAUUAUCAUUAUUUACAGAUGACAUGAUACUCUACAUAGAAGACCCCCAAAACUCCAUUGGAAGACUCCUAGGUAUAAUAAAUAAAUUCAGCAAUGUAGCUGGAUACAAAAUCAAUACUCAAAAAUCAAUACCAUUCCUAUACACUAACAACAAAAUCACAGAGAGAGAAAUAAGGGAAGCCACACCCUUCACACUAGCAUACAAAUAAAUGAAAUACUUAGGAAUUAAUCUCAUGAAAGAAGUCAAAGAUCUAUAAAGGGAAAAUUAUAAUACCCUGAAAAACAAAUAGAAGAGGGUCUCAGAAAAUGAAAAGGCAUCCCUUAUUCAUGGAUAGGAACAAUAAGUAUUGUGAAAAUGGCCAUUAUCCCAAAACUGUUAUACAGAUUCAAUGCAAUCCCAAUGAAAAUAUCAUCAACAUAACCUCAUAGAUCUAGAGAAUUCACUCCUAAAAUUCAGCUGGAACCACAAGAGACUUAGAAUAGCAAAGGCAAUUCUAAGCAGCAAAGGCAAUUCUAAGCAGCAAAGGCAAGGCAGGAGGCAUCUCAAUUCCUGACUUGAAGAUAUACUACAAAGCUACUGUAAUAAAAUCAACAUGGUACUGGAAUAAAAACAUCUAAAAAUCAGUGGAAUAGAUUAGAAGAUAUAACCACAACUACAAACACACUCAACCACCUUAUCUUUGCUAAAGGGGCCAGAACGUAUAUGUGCACCCGUGUUUAUAGCAGCACAAUUUGUAAUAGCCAGAUCUUGGAAACAACCUAAAGUGUUCAUCAACUGAAGAAUGGAUAAAAAGAUUUGGUAUUUUUAUACAAUGGAGUACUAUUGAGCUAUAAAGAAUGAUCACACUGAGAUACUUAUAAAUAAAUGGAUGCAACUUGAGACCAUAUGCAUAAGGAAAACACACCAAACUCACAUAUAUAAAUACCGUAUAGUCUCCCUAGUGUAAGAAGUGGUAAGUGUACAUAAGAUUUUAUGGGAAUCAUGAUUCCCCAUUAUACUGCUUUGAAGCCUUAAAAUGUUUUCAUUCAUUAGUUGCAAUGGUUUUAUUCUGUUUUGUUUGAUUUUAUUAUCUGUGAUGCUAUGAACAGCUAUUUUGAAGAAAACAAGACAUUAUGAUAGCCAUUGCUGAUUUGAUAUCAUCUUACUUUGAAAUCCUACCAUGCUUUUGUUCUUCUGUUUCCAUUGGUUCUAUCAUGUUGCAUCUUAUUGGAUUUUAAUAUGUAUGAUAGUAUAAACAAAUUUUUAUGGAAAAUGCGAUAAUAUAGUAGCCAUUGUUCAUUUUCUCUUAUUUGGUUCUGAAUGCCCUGUAACACUUUCAUUCUAUUGAAUGGUUUUAUUCUAUUUUGUUAUGUUUGAUACUAUUGUAUGUGAAGGUAUGCUCAACUAUUUCAAAGAAAAGAGACAUUAUGGUAGCUACUGUUACCAUCGGAUUGUCUUGUGGUGAAGUACUGUGUUGCUUACAUUGUUCUGAUCUGCUUUGUUCUGUCCUUUUUGGUCUUAAUCUCUUUAAAAUAAAAAAGUUAUAAAUAUAUAUGCAUCAAUCAUCAGGACACCAAUUAUAUAAAACAAAUAUUAAUGGACUUGAAAAAAAAAGAAAAAUUAGAUAAACACUAAUACAAUUGUAAUGGUGGACCUCAAUACUGCAAUGUCACAAAUAGGUUAACUAGACAAAAAAAAAAUCAAAGAGAUCGCAGAGCUGAACUAAAUCUUUUAACAAAUGAACUUAGUAGAUAUUGCAGAGUUCACCUUCCCUCUCCCUCCACCUUCUCUCUCUCCUCCAUCUCUUGGUCACCUUCAUUGUUGUGAAAGGUCUAUAUCCCAGUUUCUUUUUAUCUUUCAUUUUUCCAUAUAUUGUCAUUUUCUCAUAUAAUUGAAACCACGUGAUAUUUAUGCUUGUAUGUUUGGUUUAUUGCAGUUAACUCUAUAGUCACAUGGUGUAUCUCUUUUCCUACAAAAGACUCAAGUUUACUUUUCCUUAUGGCAUAAUAAUAUUCCAUUGCAUAUAAAUAUCACAUUUUCUUUAUCCAUUCAUCUUAUGAUGGACAGACAGGCCACUUCCAAAAUUUACUUAUUAUGAGUUGAUACCUUUGACUGUUUUAGGAAGAUACAUAGAAGGGGAAUAGCAUGAGGUGGGGUAUAUAGCUCAGUGACAUAAGUGUCUGCCUAGCAAGUGCAGGGUCCUAAAUUCAAUUUCUGGUACAAAAAAAGGAAUUGAUAGGUAAAAUUGAAUUUGUAGUUUUAGUUUUUAAAGGAAUAUUCAUAUGGAUUUCCAUACUGGCAAUACUAGUUUACAUUCCCACCAACAAUGUGGAACAGUUUCUUUUCCACUCAGCUCCCCCAGCAUUUGUUAUUAUUUGAUUUGUUGAUGGUAGCCAUUUUUUUCUGGGGUAAGACAGAAUCUCAGUGUUGUUUUAAUUUGCAUUCCUCUAUUGAUUAAUGGUGUUGAGGAAUAAUUCAAUGGGCAUUCAUAUUUCUUCUAUGAAGUGUCUUCAUUUUAGAUGCCCAUUUUUAAAAUUUUUUUUCCUUUAUAAAAUCUUAUUAUUUGAGGUCUUUUUUAAUUCUAGGUAUUAGUUCUGGGUCUGAAAAAUAGCUGACAAUUUGCCAUUCUAUAGGUCAUAUCUUCAUUCUGCUGGUUGUUUCCCUUGCCAUAUGGAAGCUUUUUAAUUUGAUAUAGUCUGAUUUGUUGAUUCUUCAUGUUAUUUCUUGUGCAAUUGAUGUUCUCUUUAUAAAGCCCUUGCCUAUAUCUAUGUCUUCAACAGUUUUACUUGUUUUAUCUGUGAGUAGAUUAAGCAUUGUCUUAACAUUUAGAUUUUGAUCAACUUUUAUUUUAGUACAUGGUAAUACAGAUCUAGAUUCAUCUUCUGUAUGUGGAUAGCUAGUUUUCUUUGUACAGCUUGUUAAAGAGUUUACCCUUCCUCUAACCUGUGCUUUUGUCUCUUUUGUGAGUGAUCAGAUAUUUGAAUGUUCCUGAAGUUGUUUCUGUAUCCUCCAUUCUGUUCCAUUGAUCCACAUUUCUGUUUUUGUGCCACUAGCAUGCUGUUUAUCACUGUUGCAACACAUGGAACAGUGCUCUUACCUUUGUAAAAUAACUUUGUAAUAUAACUCAAAAUCUGGAAUUAUGAUGCCUCCUUCUUUGCGCUUGUUGCUCAGAGUUGCUUUUGCUAUUCUGGGUCUCCUCUAAUUUCAUAUAAAUUUUUGGAUUGUUUUCUUUAGUUCUGUGAAGAAUUUUACUGGUAUUUUGUUUGGGAUUGAUGAAAUAUGUUCGUUUUGAAAGUAUUGUCAUUUUUACUAGAUUGCCUGUCCAAGAAAAGGGUAUAUCUUCUUAUAAAGAGACACUGAACCUAACAAUGACAAAAGAUCUAAUAGAAUGACUAUAUCAGGUAGGGUGAGCAGUUGAGUUCAAGGAAGAGAUAUGGAAUCAGCAACAGAAAAAUAAGACGAUGAUAAGAUUAAGCCAGUAGCUACCAGUAAUAACUCUCAAUGUGAAUGGUCCCAGUUACCCAAUCAAAAGACACAGACUGGCAGAAUGGAUUAAGAACAAAAUCCACUGGUAUGCAGUGUACAAAAAUCAAAUUGAAACCAAAAAGAAACUCAUAGGCUAAACUCAAAGGAAGGGAAAAUUUCCAUCAAAUAGGAAACUCUCAAAAAGCAAAUAUAGCCACUGUAUAUUCAGAAAAAGUAGAUUUCAAGCUAAAGUAGAUGAACAGGGGCAAAGAAGAUCACUGCAUAUUGGUUAAGGGAAUAAUUGAAUGGGAAGUGAUACCAAUUACAUAUAUACAUGGAAGAACAGUGCACUCAACUUUGUAAAAUAAGCACUACUGGACAUGAACAUAAAAGACAUGAACAUAACUACAAAUAUAGUGGAUGACAACAAGGAAAUAUUAGUGUUCAAUAAAACCUUAAAACACAUGAAUUUAAUAGAUAUCUAGAAGUGUUCAACCCCAAAACAACAGAAUACAUAUUUUUCUAAGCAACACAUGGAAAUUUCUCUAAAAUAGAUGACAUACUAACCAAUAAAGCAAACUUAAGCAGAAAUAAAAGAAUUGAAAUUAUUCCAUGCAUAUUACCAGAUCAUAGUGCAAUGAAACUAGAAAUCAAUAAAAAACCUUAAUUUUGAAAAUGUAUGGAAAUUUUAAAAAUAUGCUUAAUUGGUGAUUUACUGAAGAAAUCAAAGAAAAAAUAAAACAGCUUCUAGAACUAAAUAAUGGCAACACAAUACAUCAGAACUUAUGCGGAUAUAAGGAGUUCUAAGAGGAAAGUUUAUAGCUGUGAAUGUUCAAGUCAUAAAAAACAAAUUAUUCCAAGUAAAUAGGGUUGCACCUCAUUAUCCUAGAAAAAUAAGAACAAUCCAAACCCAAAUCUAAGCUAGGCAUGGUGGCACAUGCUGUAAUACCAGCACUCGGGAAGCUGAGGUAGGAAAUUCAAGGCCAGCCUAAGUUGCACAGUGAGAUCUUGUCUCAAAAAGACAAAAAAAAAUUCAAUACAAUUAGAAAUGAAAAAGCUGAAUUCAUAACAGGCAUUGUUGAAAAUAAAAGAUUAUUAAUCACUCUGCAAAACUGUAAGUAAAAUAUUGAAGGAUCCAGAGGAAAUGCAUCAAUUCCUAUAUACAUAUAAAUUACCAAAUGUUAACUAAGACAAAUUGAAAUCCCUGAAUAAAUCAGUAGCAGGCAAUGAAAUUCAAGCAGUAAUGAAAAACCUACCAACCAAGAAAGGCCAGGUCCAGAUGAAUUCACUGCUGAGUUGCACAAAAACUUUAGCAAAAGUCUAACAUAAAUGUUUCUCAAAUUCUUUAAUAAAAUUAAAAGGGAAACUGUCCCAAAAUCAUUCCUGAAAUCUACCAUUGCCUUGACUCCUAAACUAAACAAGGAUUAACUAAAAAGGAGAACUAUAAACCAGUCUCAUUCAUGAAAAAAGACACAAGAAUCCUCAACAAGAUAUUGGUAAACAAAAUGCAGUGAAUCCUCAAAAAGAUCAUGUAUCCUGACCAAGUAGGCCUUCAUGCCAGAGAUGCAAGAAUGGUUCAACAUAUGCCAAUAAAUAUGAUAUAUCACAUAAACAGAAGGACAAAAAUCACAUGAUCAUCUUAAUAGACACAGAAAAAGCCUUUGACUGAAUCUAUCCUUUCAUUAUAAAAACACUGAAGAAAAUAGGUAUAUAAAGACCUUAUCCUAGUCUGACAAAAGCCAUUUACGGCAAACCUACUGCCAAUAUUAUAUUAAAAGAGAAAGUGCUUAAAGCUUUCCUCAUAAAAUCAGAAACAAGUCAAGGCUGUCCAUUAUCAUUACUUCUAUUCAACAUAGUACUUGAACAUAUCAAAAACAAUUAAGCAAGAAAAAGAAAAGUGAUAUGUACAGAAGAGAAGAAGUCAAAUUAUCAGCAUUUGCAGAUGACAUGAUCCUGUAUAUACAACCCCCAAAUCUACUAAAAGACCUUAUAAUUAAUAAUCAAACUUACUAAUGUAGUAGAAAACAAAAUCACAUAAAAGUCAAUAGUGUUCCUGUAUACUAAUACUGAACCCACUGAGGAAUAAAUUAGAAAAAUAUCAUUUAGAAUUAACUAAGGAAGGGAAAGACCUCUACAACAAAAACUGAAGUAAAUCAAAGAGGACAUCAGAAAAUGGAAAGGAGCAGGCCCGGGGAGAGAGGAGCCCACUGCAGUGUUGGGGACAGAUAAAGCCAAGGGCUCCGGUUUUCUUGACAAGCUCCCGCGGGUUUUCUUGCAAAUCUGCAUUUGGAAUUUUAAAAUUUUUCCUAAAAUAAUCCCCCCCCCAUCUUUACUCCACAUCCCUCGAUCCCCUGAGCUUCCGGGCUCACAAAAGCCGGAGCCCACCCGGGCAAGCAUCAAUUCCAAGGAAAAAGAGAUGAUUUGGGGAAGAUGAUAACAGCUAAGCCAGGGAAAACACUGAUUCAGGUAUUACACGAAUACGGCAUGAAGUCCAAGAACAUCCCGGUUUAUGAAUGUGAAAGAUCUGAUGUGCAAAUACAUGUGCCCACUUUCACCUUCAGAGUAACCGUUGGUGACAUAACCUGCACAGGUGAAGGUACAAGUAAGAAGCUGGCAAAACACAGAGCUGCCGAGGCUGCCAUAAACAGUUUGAAAGCCAAUGCAAGUAUUUGCUUUGCAGUUCCUGACCCUUUAAUGCCUGAUCCUUCUAAGCAACCAAAGAAUCAGCUUAAUCCUAUUGGUUCAUUACAGGAACUGGCUAUUCAUCAUGGAUGGAGACUUCCAGAGUAUACCCUUUCCCAGGAGGGAGGACCAGCUCCUAAGAGAGAAUACACAACCAUCUGCAGGCUAGAGUCAUUUAUGGAAACUGGAAAGGAGGCAUCAAAAAAAAAAAAAAAAAAACAAGCCAAGAGAAAUGCUGCUGAGAAAUUUCUUGCCAAAUUUAGUAAUAUUUCUCCAGAGAACCAUAUUUCUCUAACGAAUGUAGUAGGGCAUUCCUUAGGAUGCACUUGGCAUUCCUUGAGGAAUUCUCCUGGCGAAAAGAUCAACUUACUGAAAAGAAGCCUCCUUAGUAUUCUAAAUACAGACUACAUCCAGCUGCUUAGUGAAAUUGCCAAGGAACAAGGCUUUAGCAUAACAUACUUGGAUAUAGAAGAACUCAGUGCCAAUGGGCAGUAUCAGUGUCUCGCCGAACUGUCAACCAGUCCUAUCACGGUCUGUCACGGCUCGGGUAUCUCCUGUGGCAAUGCACAGAGUGACGCAGCUCACAAUGCUCUGCAGUAUUUGAAGAUAAUUGCAGAAAGGAAGUAAAGCUGGGGCACCUUAGAAAAUCCUUCAGUAGCACUUUAAAGAGUUCUGUCACUCCUUCCCAAGUAAAACUUCUACUGUAAUGUGAGUUGUUUCCAGAUCUCUCCCAAUUCAUCAACACUCCAAAUUUAAUUAUCUCCUGGUAGUUGUUACUAAGCUCUUUUUAAUGGCUUCAACUUUGUAUUGAUAUAUUGUAUUUAUAAACUUUGUACCACAAGGCAUGGUGUAGCACCCAGUCUACAGAGCCAGGCACAUAGGAGGAUGCUAAUGAUGGGAACAAAAGUACUGCUAGCAGCAGUCUUCCUGGUGCUUAAACUCUUGCACAAGGCUUUAUAAAGGGAAUUUGAAGGAAGUCCUUUAGGAUUACAGUGUCAAGGGACAACAUUAACCAGCUCUUAUUGAAUGUGACUUAAAUUUCAGGAAACAUGAUUGGCCUGCUGUGUAUUCAAAGCCAUGUAAUAAAGAGCUCUUGUUAUAAAAAAAAAGAAAAUGGAAAGAUAGCCCCUAUUUUUGGGUAGGCAGAAUAAAUAUAGUCCAAAUGGCCAUAUCAUCAAAAUUCAUGCACAGAUCUAAGGCUAUCCCAAUCAAAAUACUAACAGCAUUCUUCAUAGAACUGGAGAAAAUACUCCUAAAAUUCAUAUGGAGCCAGAAGAGACUGAAUGGGUUUUUGUUUUUUGUUUUGUUUUGUUUGGAUUUGGUUUUGGUUUUUUCCUCCCUCAUGGAAAAGCAAAGAACUGCAUCAGGACUCAAAGAAUCAUCAGGAUAUGGAACCAGCAAGGAAAACAUGGGUAACUGCUUCCAGAGCAGCCUUCCAUAGUCAAAAGUUGGCUAAAGGGAGACCCAAAAUAAGGUCUCAUAAAAUGUUAUUUCUCAACUAACCCUGGUAGAUACCACUGUAAUAGAUUAGUCUGUUAUUACUGUAGCUGAUUUUAUUGUAUAGAAAUAAUUCUAACUCAGUGAACAAUUUUGUGGCAGUGACCCUAUCUGCCCAAUCUACCAUCACAUCCAAGGAGAGGGACAGCAAGAUUUUCUAACCCAAGAACUUGGACUACAUCAGACUCUGCAAGAAUAUCUGCAACGUGGCAGAAAGAAGUCUUGAGUCUGAGUUUCAGUAUUAUGGUAGAAUAAUCAGGAGUUAUUGGGGUGCGAGCAUUCAGAUUCUCUGGAAAAGUGGCUACUCGGGAAUCAUGUAUUCAAUGUCUCAUUGGAGUAUUUAAUCUGUGGUCCUAUUGGAUAUUUUAUAGGUUUUUUAUAUGUUUCUUUAUUUAAUAAUGUGGGGCUAUUUUAUAUCCUUUUGUGGUUUCCUACAUUUAUUAGAUUGUUACAUUUGUAUAUUUAUUGUUUCAUUGGCACAGACUUAACUAACAGAGGUUUAGAUUUUCUCCCUUGUCUCAGCUCCCUAUCCAGUUUCUUCACCUCAAAAUCCCAACAAUAAUAUUAACAUAUUUCUUUAUUUUCCCAAACACAUAAACUCCUCCUCACAGAUUUUAACAUUCCCCAUAUUUAGCUCCAUUACAGCCACUCCUAUCUUCUCAAGCAUUAUUCCUCAACCAUCCCUAUACUAAGCCUUUGGUUCUCCCAUAUCUCACUUAGCUUAUUGUUCUUCCUAUCAGCAAGUUCUGACACCCACAUAGCUUUCCUCAAUCACAAAGUAAAACCCAUUUCUCCCGUACCUCCCGUUUCCCUACAAAAUAUCCUCUGAAAACUCAAUACUAAACUUUCAAUUCAAAUAAAAGUAAAUCCAAUAAAAUCAGAACAAACAUCAAACUUUUCUUCUCACAUACCACUUUCCUCUUUAAACCUCCCCCUUACUGUCUGACACUCAUCCAACCACCCCCAUUCACACCACUCCACUGCACCUACCUCAUGAUAGAGCAAUAACAAAUAAUAAACUGUAAUAGUGUGCAUAGCAAAUAGAAAAAUGGGCAAAGUGUAACUGUAAGGACUAUCAUGUAGAAGUGUUGUAAGAUUGAAUCUAUGGAUACUACUAUACAUAGAAGCAAUUCUUUUGGCAAAACACAGGGACAGAGUCAAAAUCACUUAAAUAACAGAGUACCACUGGAUAUACAAUGCUAAAAUUUAUUUAAGAGGAGUCAAUAUCCUACUGGAAAUCUGUAUAAGCCAUAAACUCUCCUCUAGUCCCCAACUUACAGUAAACCCCCCCAACAAAAGCAAGGUAAAAAAAGGGGGAUAUAUAUAUGAUAUACAUAUAUAUAUUAUAUAUACAUAUAUAUUAUAUAUAUAACACAAAUACACAUAGGAGAAUGGAAAAGCAAGGAACUGGAAGAUCACCAGCCGCUUCAACUCUUCCCAAGGGGUCACAAAGCAAAAAGAAAGUUAAUACCAGGUAACACCAAUCUUUGAAAAGUUCUUAGAAGUGAUGAAGAAGACAGAUGAGUUCAAUGAAGAAAUCAACCAAAGGUUUAUGGCAGUUACACUCAAUAUGCACAUAGUGAAUUUUUGAAAAAUAUGUAAAAUACUGAACAAGCUAAGCAAAACCUUUCAAACUUUGAACAACUGAUUCAAAAAGAUACAGAAUCCUCAUAAAAAUGUCAGAAAGAGCUCUACAUCCCUCUCCCCAUCCCGGCUGCACUUAGAGAACUGUGCAGCUUCCAACAAGUAGGCGGGCACACGCUAUCCCCUGAGCCUAGCCUGUUUGGGACUCCCGCACCUCAACAUUGGUGUGCAGAGGAGGGGCUGGGCGAAUCUGGGGCACCUGCAUCAGCCUCCCCGUGUGUCUGGAGGUCUGUGGAUAUCUCAGCAAGCAGGGGAGGAUAGCAGGUUCCAGAGGCACCAUGGCCUUGGUGAGUGCUCAGCGCACUCUGCCCAAAGCCCAGACUGUUUGGGACCCUCCAGGCUUCCGGGUGCAGUGAAGUGGAGAGGUGGGUUUGAGGCGGCUACAACUGCCUCCGCAACCCAGCUGCGCUUGGAGAGCUGUGGAGCGUCCAAUGGGCAGGUGGGCGCACAGUGUCCCUGAGGCCCAGCUUAUCUGGAACUGCAGAGUUCUAAACAGGCAGAUGAGGGCCAUUGGUUCUGCAGGCCCAGUGGCUUGGGGAAACGGGAUGACAGAGUCUCAGUAGCUGCAAACAUAGAAGGGGAUUUCCAACAGACCCUGAGGAAGCUUUCAAAUAACACGUGAAACACAGAAAUAUAGGAAAAUGACAAAACGAAAGACCAAAUUACAACCUCAAACCUCCAGCACAUCUCAAGAAACCCUAGGAGCGAUGUAUAUAGAAGAAAAUAUAUGCCAUUCACCUCAAAUAUCGGACACAAUAGCUACUGAAAUUAACAAGCAAAUCCAGGAAGCUUUAAAGAAAUUCAAGCUCAAAAUAAUCUCCCAGGUAAAAGAAGAAAUGAUAAAAGAAAUGAAAGAGAUUCUGAAUAUAUCUAAAGAAAACACAGAUAAAAAAUUGGAGGAACUAAACAAAAAGAAUCCCGAGACGAGCAAUAUAAGAAACAAACAGAAUACAUAAUGCAGAUGCACAGAGAUAUACAGGAAAUAAAAAGCUCCACUGAAAGUUGUAAAAACCGCCUUAAUGAAAGUGAAGAUAGAAUUUCAGACCUUGAAGACAGGAUUGCAGCUAGUGAACAGGAAAGGAAAGAUCUUUAAAAAUAACAAGGAAUCAGGAAACAACAAUUCAACAACUGCAAGAUGAUGCAAAGAAAAAUAACAUAAGAGUGAUAGGGAUUAAUGAAAAAGGAGACAACAUAAAGGAUGUCAAGAGGAUAUUUAGAGAAGUAAUAGCUGAAAAUUUCCCAAGCAUGAGAUCAGAAACUGACAUCAGGAUCAGUGAAGGAUAUAGAACUCCAAAUAGUCAUAACCAAAAUAAAACUACACCCAGACAUAUAAUAAUCACCAUCCCAGAAAUCCAACAAAAGAAUAGAUUAUUAAAAGCUGUCAGAGAGACAAGACAGAUCACUUAUAAAGGAAAACCUAUCAGAAUCACAGCAGACUUCGCAGCACAAACAAUGAAGUCAAGAAGAGCAUGGAGUGAAGUAUUCCAGAUCGUAAAGCAAAAUGAUUUCCAAACUAGACUGAUGUAUCCUGCAAAACUAUCAUUCAAAAUUGAUUGUGAAAUACGAUACUUCCAUGACAAAGAACAGCUGAAGAACUUCAUGAACACCAAAUCAACCCUGUAAAAAUAUUGAAAGACAGUUUAGAUACACAAAGGAAAAAACCACUAAGCAAAGCAGAUAAUUAAACAGAACAGAAAGAUAAAGAUGCAACAGCAGAGAUAACAUGUCAACAAUAAACCAGCAUUUAACAGUAAUAACCAUUAAUGUAAAUAAAUGUUCUCAAUGCAACAAUCAAAAGAAACAGACUAGCAGAAUGGAUCAAGAAACAAAAUCCAACCAUAUGCUGUUUACAGGAAACCCAUCUAACCCAGAAGGAUACUCACAGACUGAAAGUCAAAGGAUGAAAAACAAUAUUUCAUGCAGCAGGAAUCCCAAAAAAAGCAGGAGUAGCCACUCUGCUGGCAGAUAACGUGAACUUUAAACCAACAAUGACCAUAAAGGACAAAGAAGGUCACUACAUACUCGUAAGGGGAAAACUCCAAGAGGAAGAGAUAACUAUCUUAAAUAUAUAUGCACCAAACUCCAGAGCACCCAGUUAUAUAAAACAACUAUUAACAGAAAUGAAAACUCAAAUUAUCAGUAACACAAUUGAAACAGGAGACCUUAAUACGCCAUUGACACCAAGGGACAGAUCAACCAGACAGAAAAUGAGCAAAGAAAUAACAAAACUGAAUCACACCUGCGAACAAAUGGAUUUGAUAG